Messenger RNA from Rotaria sp. Silwood1, 1563 nucleotides. NCBI's taxonomy places the organism in Eukaryota, Metazoa, Rotifera, Eurotatoria, Philodinida, Philodinidae. The record is from the annotation of a GenBank genome assembly.
AUGGAAUAUGAAUAUGAAGCAAAAAACCAAACAAUUUUAAAUUUUUUGAAUUAUUUUGAUUCUGAAUGGCUAAAAUCACACAAUGGCUGGUACGAAGGUUUACAACUAUACACACCAAGUACAAAUAAUGCACUAGAAGCAACAGACAAAACAAUCAAAGAUGAUGGAACAUUUCGAGAACGUCAUGUUUUAUCAAGAUUUUUAACAAUUUCUUCAAAUAUUAUUCAUAAUUGGUCAAUUGAACGUGAUCCAUCAUUAGCAAAUGCAAGAAUAUUUGCUACAGAACCAACAAUAUCUUUGCAAUUAUGGACCUCGUCAUAUCAGUGGGCUAAAUCAAUAAAAGAUGUCAUUUGCAUUCCAAAUGACUCUUCGAAAAUGUAUUAUAUACCAGCUUGUGACUUAAAAUCAAUUACACGAGCUGAAUUAAUUAAAUAUAACAAGAAAUGGACAACUUUCGGUCAAUUCAAAGAAUCAUUUGAUAUUUGGUGCAUGGAAAUACAAAAUGAUUCACACUGGAAAACAUCCAAAUGCAACUGCUCAGCUUUUCUUAAGAAUUACAUAUGCAAACACAUCGUGCGUAUGGCUACUCGUUUGAAGUACUGUAAACCACCAGCAGCAGCAAAGACAGUGCCGAUUGGUCGAAAAACAAAAAAAAAAGGUAGCCCAGCAAAGGGAAAUGAUCCAAGUAUCAAUGAAGCAGAUGUAUGGAAAGAUGAUACAGAAUCAGUUUAUAAUAUCAAUGGUGAUAUCGAAUUUGAUAAUGUUGACUUUAUUUAUCUAUCUCGAAAAGAAGUACCAGUUUUGCGUAAUCUCUCUCUUAUUGCUCGUGCUGGUCAAACAACUGCUCUCGUAGGUUCAAGCGGCUCUGGAAAAAGUACAUGUAUGUCACUGCUUCUUCGUUACUAUGAACCUUCAUCGGGUCAAAUAACGAUCGAUGGUCGAUCAAUAACAGACUACAAUGUCAAACAACUUCGAGAAAACAUUGGAGUUGUUAGUCAAGAACCUAUUUUGUUUGAUAUGAGUAUUUAUGAAAAUAUUCGUUUUGGUAAAUUAAAUGCAACACGAGAAGAAAUUGAACAAGCAGCACAAGAAGCAAAUGCACAUCAUUUCAUCAUGCAAUUACCAAAUAAAUAUGAAACACUUGUUGGGGAACGUGGUGCACAGUUGAGUGGUGGUGAGAAACAACGUAUUGCAUUAGCUCGUGCUCUUAUUAAACAGCCUACAUUUCUCUUACUGGAUGAAGCAACAAGUGCACUUGAUAAUGCUAGCGAAAAAAUUGUUCAAGAAGCGCUAGAUCGAGCAUGCAAUAAUCGUACAACUAUUGUAAUUGCUCAUCGUUUGACUACAAUUCGCAAUGCCCAUCAAAUAUAUGUAUUAGAUAAUGGAAGUGUAAUUGAGCAAGGUACACAUGAAACAUUAAUGGCAAAAGAAGGAGGUAAAUAUCAAGUAAUGGUCAAGCGUCAACAAAUGGAAGGAAUCUAUGAUGAUCAAGAUAAUAUGAUAAGCAUACAAAAAGCGACAGAAGAAGAUGAAAAGUCAAUGGGUAUGUUAAUACUCUUAUAG